Messenger RNA from Vidua chalybeata, 2420 nucleotides. RefSeq names its product kinesin family member C1 (gene KIFC1). The transcript has 15 exons. NCBI's taxonomy places the organism in Eukaryota, Metazoa, Chordata, Aves, Passeriformes, Viduidae. Bases 383 to 2356 code for a protein of 657 amino acids. Gene Ontology annotation, biological process: microtubule-based movement. Gene Ontology annotation, molecular function: ATP binding; microtubule binding; microtubule motor activity. The record is from RefSeq and is a predicted model, not a curated record.
GAUAUUUUGGACGGAUUUAGGGAUAUUUUGGGCGGAUUUGGGGAUGUUCUGGCGCUGUGGGCGGGGCUUGACCUGAGGCCACGCCCCCGCCCCGCUCAAAACAACCCUGUGGCUCCCAUGGUCACGCUCACCACAUAAACCCCGCCCCGUUCCCAUCUCAGCCAAUCCCCGCCCGCUCCUACUACAUAGACCCCGCCUCCCCCUCAGGCCACGCCCCUCGCGGCCGUUACCCCUUGGCUGGCGAACCCCCGCCCUCCCUGACCCCGCGCCGUGCUCCCAUUGGCUCUCCGUGCGGCAGCACCGCGCUCCUAUUGGCCGAGCCCCGCGGGGGCGGGACCACUCCUCACAACUCGCCCCGCCAUUGGCCGCGGCGCGGGGCCCGAUGGGCGCGCGGCGGUUUGAAGGCGCGCGGGACAAGAUGGCGGCGGCGCCUCAGGCCGGUCCCGCUGCGCUCCCGGGGCCGCGCUCGGGGCUCUCGCGGCUGCCGGUGGCCCGGGCCCAGCAGAAGCGGGCCCCGUCCGAGGGCCCGCCCGCGGGGCCUCCCCAGCAGAAACGAUCGCGGACCGCGCUCGGGCCCGGGGCCGCCAAGGCCGCGCCCAAGGCCCCGCUCAGGGCCCCGCUCCGCACCCUGGGCCCCGCGGCGGCGGCGGGGAAGAACGAUGGCCCCCGGAAGGUGUCAUCAGUGCCAGCUGCUUCUCGGGCAGGCUCUGCCACCAGCACGGCGGGUGCCAAGGGCGCCUCCAAGCGGCCGCCGUGGGACCUGCGGGGCCAGCUCGGGGACCUGCGGGAGGCGCUGGAGCGGGCCCAGGAGCGCCUGAAGGGCCUGGACAGCGAGAAACGGGAGCUGGAGAGCGGCAACCGCGAGCUGAGGGAGAGCCUGCAGCAGCUGCAGAGAGAGCUGGACGAGAGGGAGAGCCGGGAGAGCAGCCUCUGCUCCAGGGUCGGCUCUCUGGAGCUGGAGGUGACGCAGUUCCGUGAGAAGCUGGAGCAGAGCCGGGGCCGGGUGGAGGCUCUGGAGGCCGAGGAGCGGCGGCUGCAGGCGGAGGAGGAGCAGCGGCGGCAGGAGAGGGACGAGGCCCGGGGCCGGGCACAGGCGCUGUCAGAGCAGCUGGAGAACACUGAGGCGCGGCUGCAGCAGGCGCAGCAGCAGCUGCAGGAGCAGCUGGAGCAGGUGCUGGCGCUGCGUGAGCUGGAGGCGUCGCAGCGGACGCUGCUGGCCGAGCACGAGGAGCGCAUCCACCUGCUGGAGAUGGAGCGGCGCCGCCUGCACAACGACAUCCAGGAGCUCAGGGGGAACAUCCGCGUGUUCUGCCGCGUGCGGCCGCUGCUGCCCGAGGAGCGGGAGCGCCAGCGGGGGCUGCCCCACCUGCACUUCCCCCCCCAGGACGCCCGCAGCCUCGUGCUCACCCGGCCCGACGACUCGCAGCUGGGCCGGGAGCGGCGCCCGGAGCUGCGCUACGACUUCAGCUUCGACCGCGUCUUCCCGCCCGCUGCCUCCCAGCAGGAGAUCUUCCAGGAGAUCCAGCUGCUGGUCCAGUCGGCGCUGGACGGCUACCCCGUGUGCAUCUUCGCCUACGGGCAGACGGGCAGCGGCAAGACGUUCACCAUGGAGGGGCCGGCGCCGCCGGGCACGCCCGAGGCGCGCGGGAUGAUCCCGCGGGCCGUGCGCCACCUCUUCCUGGGCGCCCGUGACCUGGCGGGCAAGGGCUGGCAGUACGGCUUCUCCGCCAGCUUCCUGGAGAUCUACAACGAGGGCCUGCGCGACCUGCUGCUGGCCAAGGGCCAGCGCGGCUCCGAGCUGGAGAUCCGGCGCCUGGCGCCCGACAGUGACGAGCUGCACGUGCCCAACCUCACCUGGGUGCCCGUGGAGAGCGAGGAGCAGGUGCUGGAGCUGCUGCUGCGGGCGGCCUCGCAGCGCUCGGUGGCGCGCACGGGGCUCAACGAGCGCUCAUCGCGCUCACACUCGGUGUUCCAGCUGCGCAUCCAGGGGCUGCACGCGGCGCGGGACCUGCGCUGCACCUCCUCCCUGACGCUGGUGGACCUGGCGGGCUCGGAGCGCCUGGAGAAGUCGGGCUCGGUGGGCAGCCGGCUCCGGGAGACGCAGAGCAUCAACUCCAGCCUGAGCGCCCUGGGGCUGGUCAUCAGCGCCCUCUGCAACAAGGAGCCGCACAUUCCAUACAGGAACAGCAAACUGACCUUCCUGCUGCAGAACUGCCUGGGGGGGCACGCCAAAGUGCUGAUGUUCGUGACCAUCUCCCCCCUGGAGGAGAAUUUCGGGGAGUCGCUGAACUCGCUGCGCUUCGCCAGCAAGGUGAACGAGUGCAUGAUCGGCACCGCCCAGGCCAAUCGGAAGUGACGCCUUCCCCCCUAGUUCCCGCCUUUUUAACGCAACAACCAAUAAAGAGUCGCUUUUCCACGGA